This is a messenger RNA of Daktulosphaira vitifoliae (grape phylloxera), 1493 nucleotides long. RefSeq names its product proteasomal ubiquitin receptor ADRM1 homolog. Gene Ontology annotation, cellular component: nucleus; proteasome regulatory particle, lid subcomplex; cytoplasm. NCBI's taxonomy places the organism in Eukaryota, Metazoa, Arthropoda, Insecta, Hemiptera, Phylloxeridae. The coding region runs from base 156 to 1349 and encodes 397 amino acids. Gene Ontology annotation, molecular function: proteasome binding; ubiquitin binding; endopeptidase activator activity. The record is from RefSeq and is a predicted model, not a curated record. The transcript has 8 exons. Gene Ontology annotation, biological process: ubiquitin-dependent protein catabolic process.
GUAUUUUUGUUGGUUAAUGUUGUAUUAAAUAAAUUAUCAAAAAAAAAACAUUAGUUUUAUUAGUCAUCGUUUUAGAAACAUUUGAUUUAAAUAAUAACUAUAAAUUAGUUUACUGUAUAAGUACUUAUAUCUGAGUCUAUCAAUACGUUGUUAUUAUGUCUGGAGCUACAGCACUCUUUGGGAAUACUGCUGGUAGAAACCAGUCAAAAAAUCUAGUUGAGUUUAAAGCUGGAAAAAUGUCCAUGAGAGGUAAAAUGGUUUAUCCAGAUAAAAGGAAAGGAUUGUUGUAUAUACAUCAAUCAGAAGAUUCUUUAAUUCACUUUUGCUGGAAAGAUCGUUCAUCUGGAGUUGUUGAAGAUGAUUUAAUUAUAUUUCCUGAUGAUUGUGAAUUCAAACAUGUGCCACAAUGUACUACAGGAAGGGUAUAUUUAUUAAAAUUUAAAUCAUCAAAUAAAAAAUCAUUUUUUUGGCUACAGGAACCAAAAACUGACAAAGAUGAUGAAAACUGUAGACGUAUCAAUGAUGUUAUGAACAAUCCUCCUGCACCAGGUUCAAAUCGCAGUGGUGGGACUACACCAGAUGGAGAUUUACAGAAUUUAUUGAGCAACAUGUCUCAACAGCAGUUGAUGCAAUUAUUUGGUGGUGUAGGGCAAAUAGGAGGCUUAUCAUCAUUACUUGGAACAAUGAGAUCUAGCCAAACUGGGCGUUCGUCUUCAUCUCAGUCUUCUACUGUGCAACCUUCAAACACUAGUUCUAAUGCCAACACAAAUAGUGGUAGUAAUCGUUCUACUAAUACUAGUAGUCCACCAUCUCCAUCCCCUAAUGCAACAAUCACUAAUCCACCUACGGAUGAGCAAAGGCCUGCUGCUGGAAUACAGCUAAGAGAUCUUCAAUCUAUGUUAUCUGGAUUAACUGCUGCUCAAGGAACUGUAGAAAAAACCCCAGUUGAUUUGUCAACUGCUAUGGAUAUGGAAAAUUUACAAAGUGUAAUUGAAAAUACAAGUGCUAUAAGUCAGUUAUCACAGCAUUUACCUGCUGCAGAAACAGCAUCUAGCUCACAAUCAGCUAGCCAAACUACACCUGAUAGUUUAAAGGAUACUAUUACUUCUCCACAAUUUAGACAAGCUGUUAGUAUGUUUAGUAAUGCUUUACAGACUGGACAACUGGGAUCAGUUGUUCAACAAUUUGAUUUGGGUGAAGGUGCAGUUAGUGCAGCAAACCAAGGAAAUAUGGAAGAGUUUGUACGAGCAUUACAACAAGCAAAUAUCAGUGCUGAGGAAUCAGAUGACUGUCCAGUGAAUCCUGAGAAACGAAAAAAACCAGAUAAUGACGAUAAUGGUUCAAAAUAAAUAAAUAAUAUGAAUUUCAUCAUUUAUAAUGAGGCAAAUUAAUUAUUUGUAACAGUUUUUUGUCAGUAAUACAUUUUAUAAUUUUCAUUAAAUAAAUGCAUUCAAUUAAAAUAUCAGUUAAAAUAAAAAUAUUGUUCAAAUAAA